Aedes aegypti (yellow fever mosquito) is the source of this 4741-nucleotide messenger RNA. It is a transcript of the gene Karybeta3, whose product is annotated as importin-5. Lineage: Eukaryota; Metazoa; Arthropoda; Insecta; Diptera; Culicidae. Bases 122 to 3430 code for a protein of 1102 amino acids. The transcript has 6 exons. Gene Ontology annotation, cellular component: cytoplasm; nucleus. The record is from RefSeq and is a predicted model, not a curated record. Gene Ontology annotation, molecular function: small GTPase binding; nuclear import signal receptor activity. Gene Ontology annotation, biological process: protein import into nucleus.
CGCCGCCCCGACAAGUCGCUUUGCAACCCGCGCGCGUUUUCUUCGCAUCACUCUUUGCACGUUCCGUCAGACUGUUCAGUGUUCAGUGCGGUUCUCUCUCUCUUUUUGUAAAUGCGAAAUAAUGGCUGCGGAUCAGGCUCAGUUUCACCAGCUGCUAAAUUCCCUGCUCUCCACGGACAACGAAGUGCGAACGCAGGCCGAGGAAACCUUUAACAGCCUACCAUGCGAGGGCAAGGUGACACACUUGCUGGGCGCGGUCCAAAACCCGCAAAUGACCGAGGAAGCCCGGAUGAUGGCAGCCGUCCUCUUGCGACGAUUGUUCUCUGCUGAGUUCCAGGACUUCUACAACCCGCUGCCCCCAGAGUCGAAGGAACAGCUCAAGCAGCAGGUACUGCUGACGCUACAACAGAACGAGAGCCCCAGUUUGCGCCGUAAGAUCUGCGAGGUGGUCGCCGAAGUGGCCCGCAAUCUGAUCGACGACGACGGCAACAACCAGUGGCCGGAAUUCCUUCAGUUUCUGUUCCAGUGUGCCAGCGCGCCAAACGUCCAACUACAGGAAUCGGCGCUGCGUAUUUUCUCCUCGGUGCCGGGAAUCUUCGGAAACCAACAGAACCAACACCUGCAGCUGAUCAAGCAGAUGCUGAUCAAGUAUUUGGACCCCUCAUCAGACCCGGAGGUGCGCUUCCAGGCCGUUAGAGCCGUGGGCGCUUUCAUCCUGUUGCACGACAAGGAAGAUGACGUUCAACGCCAGUUCAACGAUCUGUUGCCACGUGUGAUCAUGAUCACAGCCGAAAGUAUCGAUCAGCAAGAUGACCAAACGCUGAUCAAGCUGCUGAUCGAUAUGGCCGAAAGCGUACCGAAAUACCUGCGUCCGCAGCUGGAGUCCAUUUUCGACAUGUGCAUGAAAGUUUUCAGCAGUCCGGACGUCGAGGACAGCUGGCGCCAUUUGGCCCUCGAAGUCAUGGUAUCGCUGUCCGAAAAUGCUCCGGCGAUGGUUCGCAAGCGUGCCGAGAAGUAUGUCGCUUCGUUGAUUCCUCUGGUGCUGCAGAUGAUGACCGACCUCGAAGACGACGAGGAAUGGUCCGUGUCGGACGAGAUCUGCGAAGAUGACACCAGCGACAACAAUGUCAUCGCCGAAUCGGCUCUGGAUCGUCUGGCUUGCGGUCUCGGAGGAAAGGCUGUCCUGCCGCACAUCGUCAACAACAUUCCAAACAUGUUGAGCAGUCCGGAUUGGAAGCAACGACACGCUGCUCUGAUGGCCAUCUCGGCGGCCGGCGAAGGAUGCCACAAGCAGAUGGAAGCCAUGCUCGAGAACAUCAUGCAGGGAGUGCUGAAGUUCCUGAUGGAUCCUCACCCGAGGGUUCGCUAUGCUGCAUGUAACGCCAUUGGGCAGAUGGCGACGGACUUCGCCCCGAUCUUCGAGAAGAAGUUCCACGAACAGGUCAUUCCAGGGCUGCUGAGCUUGCUGGACGAUGUCCAGAAUCCACGCGUGCAGGCCCAUGCCGGUGCCGCUUUGGUCAACUUCAGCGAGGACUGCCCGAAGAACAUUCUCACUCGGUAUUUGGACGGUAUCAUGGCUAAGCUGGAGAACAUCCUCACCACCAAAUUCAAUGAGUUGGUUGAAAAGGGCACCAAACUGGUUCUGGAGCAGGUAGUGACCACCAUUGCUUCAGUGGCCGACACGACGGAAAAGGACUUCGUUGGCUAUUACGAUCGGCUGAUGCCCUGCCUGAAGUACAUCAUCCAGAAUGGCAACACCGACGAGCUGCGUUUGCUUCGUGGCAAGACCAUCGAAUGUGUGUCGCUGAUCGGUCUGGCCGUCGGAGCGGAGAAGUUCAUGUCCGAUGCGUCGGAUGUGAUGGACAUGUUGCUGAAAACUCACACCGAAGGCGAUCUGCCCGAUGACGAUCCCCAGACGUCGUAUCUGAUCUCGGCCUGGGCUCGCAUCUGCAAGAUUUUAGGCAAACAGUUCGAGCAAUAUCUGCCACUGGUGAUGGGACCGGUCAUGAGAACUGCAUCCAUGAAGCCGGAAGUUGCUCUGCUGGACAACGAUGAAGUUCAGGACGUGGAAAGCGACAACGAUUGGCAGUUUGUCAAUCUGGGCGAACAGCAAAACUUCGGAAUCCGCACGGCUGGUUUGGAAGACAAGGCCUCAGCAUGUGAGAUGUUGGUCUGCUAUGCACGUGAAUUGAAGGACGGAUUCGCCAACUACGCCGAAGAAGUGGUCCGACUAAUGGUACCGAUGUUGAAGUUCUACUUCCAUGAUGGAGUCCGCACAGCUGCUGCCGAAUCGUUGCCCUAUCUGUUGGAUUGCGCCAAGAUCAAGGGACCAACCUACUUGGAAGGAAUGUGGCUCUACAUCUGCCCAGAACUGUUGAAGGCCAUCGAUUCUGAACCGGAACCGGACGUUCAAGCCGAACUUCUGCACUCGUUGGCCAAAUGUAUCGAAACGCUAGGUGCUGCAUGUCUCUCUAAGGAAACAAUGGAUGAAGUGCUCAAGAUCAUCGAUAAAUUCAUGAACCUACAUUUCCAAAAAGAGGAGAAACGUGCCCUGGCUCGCAAAGAGGAAGACUACGACGAGGGAGUCGAAGAGCAACUCGCCGAAGAAGACGAUGCCGACAUUUAUCUACUGUCACGAAUCUCCGACAUUGUCCACUCGUUGUUCCUGAGCUACAAAGACGGUUUCCUGCCGUAUUUCCAGCAAGUCGUGCCACACUUUGUCAAGCUUCUCGAUCCAUCCAGAACGUGGGCCGACCGGCAAUGGGGAUUGUGCAUAUUCGACGAUCUGAUCGAAUACAGUGGCCCCAUGUGCGCUCAAUACCAGGCCUUCUUCAUGCAACCCAUGCUAGAAUACGUUAAGGACCCACAACCGGAAGUACGGCAAGCGGCAGUUUACGGAUGCGGCGUGUUGGCACAGUAUGGCGGCGACCAGUUUUCGAUAUCCUGCGCCCAGGCCAUCCAGUUGCUGAUCGAAGUCAUCAUGACGCCCGGCAGUCGCGAGCCGGAAAAUGUGAACCCCACGGAAAAUGCCAUCUCCGCCGUGACCAAGAUACUGAAAUACAACAACAAGGCCAUCCCCAACCCGGACGAGAUCAUCGCACUCUGGUUCUCCUGGCUGCCCGUGGUAGAAGACGACGACGAGGCCAUCCACGUCUAUGGCUACCUGUGUGAUCUGAUCCAGGCCAAUCAUCCGGCCGUGCUGGGCGAGAACAAUUCGAAUCUGCCCCGCAUCGUGUCCAUCUUUGCCGAGGCGUUCUACCGCGAGGCGAUGUCCGUUGGCCAUCCGGAGUCGACGCGGAUGCUGGCCAUAGUGAAACAGAUCGAAUCCAGUCCGGACAUUUUCCAAGCGUGUAUAAACCAACUGACGGUGGAACAGAAGGCGGCUCUUGAGGAAGCGUACCGAACUGCGGCCACGACCGUUGCUCAGUAAGCAGAAUAAAGAGCUGUGUAGGGUAAAAUGUGAACGAGAGCAAGAAUGUGGGACACGGAACGAGUGAGAUCAAUUAAGGACCAUCCGCGAGGGUUGAUGACCAUAUAGGCAGGAAAGGACGUUAAACUGAUUUAGGUGUUUUUCUUUGAGUUUUGUCGCCGACCUUCUCUCCAGAGGCAACAGAUUACGCAAAAAUAAUCACAAUUGGGCUUAAUUGCUAACGAAACUACUCUAACUCCACCACCACAACACAAGGCAGCAACACGACACGAGAUUACACAACACAUCCUAUUAACAUCUCUUUCAAUGUCUCGGUAGAAAAUUGAGUUAAGAGAAUAUUAUAUAUAUACAAAAUAUAUAGCUGUUUCUCUGCAGUGAAUACUAGUGUAUUACCUAGAUUUAUAUUUUGCAAUUAUUUAAUCACAAUUGUAAUCCUUUUUUCCUUUAAAAUUCGAUUAUAUAUUUACCCCUCCCUAUUGUAUUGUUACAGCCUAUAUCCAAUCUGAGUGGAAAGCACAUUAUUAGUUUUGGAAUCUCCCGCGUGAGGUUCGCCUUUGCCUUUUGCCAUUGUGAUGCAGUAGGUUUUAUUGUUUGAAUUUUCCUAUAGAAAGACGCCUUUCGUCACCACAGUUUUCGUUUGUGAUCUGCGCAAUUAACACGCGGCCAUUCCUGCAAGGACGUGAUCAAAGCCGUCGAAUUCUUUUGAAAGAGACCGUUUAGCAUCAGGCAGAGAUAUUAGAUUUUACCACUUGACGAUAAAACGCAAAAAGUAUUGGCUUAGUUGUGCCGCGCCGCAGGCAGGUAUUUAGAAACAAAAGUACGCUUUUUCCUUAGUUCCAUUAAAACAUGUACAUAUAUUAUGAACAAAAAAAAACGUGUGUUUCACAUGAACCCAAACGUCGUCGUUGCAGAACAUGCUAAAUGCAUAUGUUUUUUGGCCAGCGUGUUCAUCUUCCGUUGACGAAUGAUGUUAUUUCCCAAGGAAACUAAACUAUACCUGACCGUCUGGCUGGCGUCAAUUUUUUUUUUUCUGUGAAAAUUACUUCUCCCAGUGUGGGCACAUUUAGUUCAGGAAUCGAAACAUAGUUGCAAUUGCUUUUCUUCAACUCUCAAAAACCGUUUGAGCUACUUUUUUGUUCUGCUGGCCUUUGAUGAUGUAUGAAUCCAGAGUACAGACCCCGACAAGAGGGCUACUUCAGCAUUACACGCAGAGCGAUAACAGAAACUUUCAAUUUUAAGCACAUUUUCCGUAUUCGAAAGGGCAACCAACCUGUAUGAGAAUAAAAUGAUAUUCUAUUAUUGAAAAAGAAA